AUGGAAGGUGGUAUGUUUAACUAUGACAAUCUGAUAUGGACUAUAUCGUUUCCUCUCUUUUGCUCGAUCGCCCUGUGGUUUUCAAUGGACUUGGCACUGCUUGUACGAUCAGAAGGAGGACGGUGCAGGCGGGAGGCGAUAAGGGAAUCCAUCGCGGCAAUGGAGCGGCGCGGUGAGCCUGUGCUUGCUGGACUGCGCCGAAACAGCAAAGCUGUCCUGCGCCGCGCACUUGUCGUGGUGGGCGGUGACUUCGCCAGGUCGCCGCGGAUGCAAUACCACGCGGCAAGUCUUGCUGCAUGUGGCAUGUUUGAUGAAGUGGUACUUGUAGGGUUUGACAUGGGCAACACCCUAAUAGACGCGUUAAAAACGACCACUACGGCAGGCCACAAGAAUAAUAACAAUAGCAGUGGUAAUGGGUCAGAGGUAACCUGUGUUAUAAAGACGGAAUAUUUGAUUUCGCCAAUUCUUCCACCUUCGUGGUUUAGUUGGGUCUUUCCGCACCCUCGUCUGUAUUGGAUUGCCUCUGCCGUGUACCGCGUGUGCGUUAGUGCAGUGGCGUUUGCCUGGGUCCUCAUAUGUGCGUCGACGAUGGUGGUGAAUGGUCGUGGACAACUGCUGCUUGUGGAUCUCAUUUUAGUUCAGUCGCCACCAGCAGUGCCCUUUGUUCCUGUCAUAAAGUAUCUUGUCCGUCCGUAUGUGUUUAUUGCUAACACAGUGCAUUAUUACUUCUUUAUUGUACCUGCCUCGUGGAUGUCGCACGAUGCAAUGAGCGAAAUUCGCGGGGGGCUGAAACUGCAGCAGCAGCAGAAAGGAAACACAAGUGAAAACGCCGUCAAGGCCUCCUUGAGGUCGGUGAUGUGUCCCGCUAUUGUGGUGGACUGGCACAACUUCGGUUACACCAUCAUGCAGAGCGACGGUCGACCCUCCUUAAUGGUCUGGUUGUACCGACUUAUCGAGUGCAAUCUUUGUCGUGGCAACCGUAACUUAACAGUGAGCAAAGCAAUGCGGACAAUCCUUCUUUCGCCAAACAUGAAGGUAUCUGGAACGACAGGGGAGAGUGGCUCAAAAAUUGCUGCAGAUGUGGCGGUGUUGUACGAUACUGCACCGUCUUUCUUUGGCCCGGUGUCACGUACCCGCUUUGCUGCGGAGGUCCUUAUGCCCGCAUUGAGACUGACACGCGCCGGCCGCGAAGAGAAGAUUGGCCUGUCGCCGCCACCAGCAUGGUUUCUGCACGAUGUGGAGCGUGAAGAGGCGGCUGUAAAGAGCAACCGCAGCGGACUGUUUAUGAUUGCUGCCACCAGCUGGACGGUGGACGAUGACUACAGCAUUGUGGUGGACGCGCUUAAACGCAUUGAUACUCGCCUGCAGCAGGAGCGGAAAAAAGAGAAAAAUGGAUUACAUUCAUUGAAACCCCUGUGGCUGCUCGUGACAGGAAAGGGUGCUUCACGGGCACGCUUUGAGCAGUCCGUUGCUGCGGCCCACCUCUCGUCCCUCGUGACUGUGACAACGAUAUAUUUCCAGUCGUACACGCACUACGCAAUGGCACUGGGAGCGGCGGAUGUGGGCCUGUGCUUGCACCACUCCUCCAGUGGUCUCGACCUGCCUAUGAAGGCGGUGGACAUGCUGGGCUCUGGUCUCCCUGUUGCUGCGCUGCGCUACGACGCCCUCGCAGAGUUGUUGGACAGCAAGCGAGGUUGGAUGUUCAGUAAUGCAGAAGAGUUGGAAGAAAUUUUCUGUCAGAACCUACUCCCUCGCUUCGAACAAGGUGACGCCGCGGAUUCACUGGGUGAAGCCCGUUUCCAUGUGUUGCAGAGUCGGUGUGAGACAUGGGACGAUAAGUGGCGAUCCGUGGUGUUGCCUCUCUUGCUGGAACUGCUUUAG
Trypanosoma grayi is the source of this 1881-nucleotide messenger RNA. Its product is annotated as glycosyltransferase. Gene Ontology annotation, cellular component: endoplasmic reticulum. The coding region runs from base 1 to 1881 and encodes 626 amino acids. The transcript has a single exon. NCBI's taxonomy places the organism in Eukaryota, Euglenozoa, Kinetoplastea, Trypanosomatida, Trypanosomatidae. The record is from RefSeq and is a predicted model, not a curated record. Gene Ontology annotation, molecular function: mannosyltransferase activity.